Molecule: messenger RNA, 2679 nt
Organism: Poecilia reticulata (guppy)
Lineage: Eukaryota; Metazoa; Chordata; Actinopteri; Cyprinodontiformes; Poeciliidae
Gene: rpp40
Product: ribonuclease P/MRP 40 subunit
Biological process (GO): tRNA 5'-leader removal; endonucleolytic cleavage in ITS1 to separate SSU-rRNA from 5.8S rRNA and LSU-rRNA from tricistronic rRNA transcript (SSU-rRNA, 5.8S rRNA, LSU-rRNA)
Cellular component (GO): ribonuclease MRP complex; multimeric ribonuclease P complex
Molecular function (GO): ribonuclease P activity; ribonuclease MRP activity
Source: RefSeq, a predicted model, not a curated record
CAGGAGGAUCCGGUUUCGUAAAGAUGUGUGCGGACCUGAGCCGAACCCAGCGAAACCUGCUGGUCUGUGAGAGGUCCAGUUUCCUGGACGAAAAGAACCGCGUCAGUUCCCAGAUGGAGCAGCUGCGCUUCAACUACAAGGUAUCCGUGCUGCUCCCUGAGUGUGGCUCCGCCCCCUCUCACCUGGAGUCCAUCCUGAACAGCUUCAGCAGCUUCUACCUGGUCAAGCAGCUGCCAUUAUAUGAGCUGCUGGACAAAGACUUCCUGCAGAGCGCCGUGUACCAAGGCAGCGUGUACGGUCUGUCCUUCAGAACUCGGAUCGACGAGGACAACUGCGUCGCUCUGUUGCCAAACGGUCACCUGGUGUUUUCUCUGGAUAAGGACGCCUUCGAGACGCUGGGCCUUGAGGGCCGACCUUCCAGAUCCAACAGAACCAGCAGCAGAUACGAGGUCACGGUGGACCUGAGGGAUGGCAGCAUGGCCCCUGGUGGGCGGGGCUACCUGAGGCUCCGCCGAGCUCUGACGUCACACCUGAAGCUGCAGAUGGAUUUCCUGAUCUCGCAUCAUCCGGGAGGCGGGGCCUCGCUGCGGCCCCUCCUAUCUCGCUGCGAUUGGUCGGAACACAGACCGGAGGUCGGCCGGCGCGGCCUGAGCCGCCUGGUCCGCCCUGCCCUGCGGUCGUGUGACCCCCACGACCUCCUGGAGUGGAUCGGCGCCGUGGACGCCGCCGUCAGCCGUGAGAAUUCAUCCAGUGACUUCCUGUCUACGCUCACCUGUCUGGAACCGGAGGCGACCGUCAGCCGGGCGAUGAGCGUGUCGACCUGCGGCCUGUUGCUGCCACAGGACCUGCAGCACCUGGUGGAGGAGCUGAGGUGUUACCUGCAGCAGGCCCAGACGGACUCCUGGGCUUCUGUGACGGUUCACGGCUUCACCGACAGUCCGGUGUCCUGGGGCGACGGCGAGCGCGACAUCCUGACCGGAGGUCACGACCUCUACAACUUGCUGAUGUUCCCCGACCAUACAUACCGCCUACACCUGGCCGCUGGGGCACAGAAGACCUGCCCGCCCUGAUGGACUUCCCUGCCUCCUCCUCCGCCGUCCAGCAGGGCUUCAGAUGGUCCCUAACGCCCCAGAUUCUGACGGCUUGUUCUGAUCUGUACUGGAACCAACUGGGUCAGGAUCUGAGGUUGGCAGCGAUUCACUGGGAAGAGAACAGUGGACUCGUGUUCCGAACCGUCGGGUUCCCUUCGGACAUCAGUGUUUGUUUCAUCUGCAGCUCUUUAAAUAAAUGUAUCUAAGUUCUGCUGCUUUGUGUCUAUCAUCAUGGAAAGGGGUCUCCCAACCGGAUCCUCAGGGGCUCUGUCCUCCAUGUUGCGGCGGUCCUGGCGGUUCCCUUCUGUUGAAGCUCCAAAGUCCACCUUGUUGCAGCAAACAUAAAGGGGCGGGACGGACCACUCGGUCUCACCUCGUGGGAAGGGAACCAUUGACCCCGGAAGUGAAGGGGUCAAAUAGGGUAUUUUAUUGUCUUUGAAAGUCUGUGAUAUGUUUUCACCUUUAGGAAGGAGUUUCACUCUCAGUAUGUUUUUGAACUUCUCUCUCUCAUUUACUUCAGCGCAGCUCAGUUUUUAAAAAUUCUCUAGAUUUUAGUUUACUUCUAAAUUUGCUCCAUAGUCGCAUGUUUUCGGGCCUACUGCUGCCUCUAGUGGCGUGGGGUGGUACCACAACUAAUAUAAUUACUAAAUCAGAACGCCACAAAGUCUUUAUUGCUUAUUAUUAAUUCUGGCAUCACUGGAACAGUAAAAGAUAAAGUCCCUCACAAAAGAACAUACCUUUUCAUUUUCUUAAGGAAGUAGAGCUAAUUCAAUGAGACAAACAAGACCUGAGUGGCUCCAGUUUCUCUGGAUGGCCAACCUGUUGAAASUGGCUAAAUUCCUCUGGCCGUUCCUGGACAGUCAGCUCAGCUUUGAUGAAAACACCGACUACAUCUCUAAGAACCGUUCUCAGAGACUCCACCUUUUMAUCAGACCUGGGGUUACCCAGCCUGAGGUGGUUGAGUUCAAAGGUUAAAACAUUUUAACUGGAGUUUUAACUUUUCAUCUCCUCGGCUGCUUUGGUCACAUGAGCAACAAACUAAGAAUAGUUUGAAUGGCAGGAAUAACAGCAGGGGGUGAAACCAGAAACAUCUCUGUCUCAACUGUUUGCUGAAAGAACCUGGAAGAUGGCAGGAAUAUUUCAGCAGAUCGUCCAUCCUCUGUCCAGCAGUUUGACCUCUGACCUCAUGAAGGUGUUACUGUUUCCUCUGGCAAUAAGAACAUCGAUUAGACGUCAUUUAUUGACGGGGCAAUAAUUAUUCUAAACCAAACUAAAUGACAUUUACCUAUAACCUGUUAAGUGUUUUACUCUAUUCACAUAUUGUUGAUAAUGUGAUUCAUGAAUAUGAUUUAUUGAUUUAGUCGAAGGAAAAUUUCCACGUUGAUAGACUAAAGUUUAAUCUUAUUUUUUUAUAUAUAUAUAAGACUCUACCAACAAAAAGUCUCUCAGAAUGACAUACAUGGCACCAUGAAAACAAAAAUGUGAAUUUUUGCUUGUGUCUUUAUAACAACCCUGUUUGUAAUUCUUCUGUUAACCUGAUUAAUUAGUUAUUGACUUUUGCUCAAUUAAAUUAUGUAUACAUUGCAAA